AUGUCCACUCGCAAGAUAAAACUACUGUCGCCAAAUCUAUUUCCGCUCUACAAGGAUGACAGCGACAACACUGUCCUGCCGAUACCAGAAGUUCUAGAGAAAUCUGGUUUGAAUCCUAAAGAUCGUGAUGCUGUUCUAGAGCUGGUAAUGGAUGUUGCGGGUGUAAAUGAUGUUGUUGAAAAGUCAAUGGAUCUGCUGAACAACAUGAAAACACUGAAUUUAGAUGAAGACUUAGGAAUGAUAACAAAAGCUAUUGAUAAUAUAAAAAAUAGUAUGCAUGUGGAGCAAAGACGAGAUUUAGCCGAAAGACAGUUUACCUUUUUGAAUAAAGAGCAAAUGGAGAAGUUAUACGGAAAGGAAGGAUUGCUAAACACUACCCUGGCUGAUCUUCCAUUUGACAUCGACGAGUACGCAGAUAUGACUCGAAAAGAGCGAGAAGAAUCACUACGGAACACCGUUCGGAUGCUAGCGGAUGACCGAAAAGCUCUACAUCGGCGAUUUAAGCGAACGAUUGCAGUGCAAUACUUCCGACAUACAACUCUAGCUCCAUAUGCUUUUGCUCCGACUAUUAUGACAUUGAACGUUCUAGGCCCAAUAACUCUAUCACCUAGUCUAUUCUCGCCUAACAUUGUUUCACCGCUGCUUCUAAGCCCGCCAGUGAUCUCACCACAGGUAGGAAAUCCUCUCAUCCUAUCACCUUACGUACUUGGUCCAAACACUAUAUCAGGUGCAGUUUUCAAUACUUACAUCCUCUCUCCAUACGUUCUAUCACCAAAU
This is a messenger RNA of Strongylus vulgaris, 777 nucleotides long. NCBI's taxonomy places the organism in Eukaryota, Metazoa, Nematoda, Chromadorea, Rhabditida, Strongylidae. The record is from the annotation of a GenBank genome assembly.